Messenger RNA from Varanus komodoensis (Komodo dragon), 1402 nucleotides. It is a transcript of the gene PITHD1, whose product is annotated as PITH domain containing 1. NCBI's taxonomy places the organism in Eukaryota, Metazoa, Chordata, Lepidosauria, Squamata, Varanidae. The transcript is spliced from 6 exons. The coding region runs from base 104 to 739 and encodes 211 amino acids. Gene Ontology annotation, cellular component: nucleus. The record is from RefSeq and is a predicted model, not a curated record.
CGCCGGCCCAGCCGCGUGGAGUCGCGGGUGUGGCCCUCGCUGCGGCGGCGGCGGCGGCGGCGGAGGGGAGGUCCCUGCCAUCCCGCCCCGCCUGAGCUCGGCCAUGUCUCACGGGCACAGCCACGGCGGGGGCAGCUGUUGCCAUGGCGACGCCCACGAAGAGCCUCCCGAGCGGCGCGGCCAGGCCUGGAGCCUUUACCUUCGCAUCGACCUGGAGCGCCUGGAGUGCCUGAACGAGCGGAGGGAAGGCAGCGGGGCGCUCGUCUUCCGCGCCUGGGAGGACCGCGGGGACCGCCAGAAGUUUGUAGAAAGUGAUGAUGAUGAAGAGCUUUUGUUCAAUAUUCCAUUUACAGGCAAUGUAAAAUUAAAAGGGAUAAUUGUUAUGGGAGAAGAUGAUGACACACAUCCAUCAGAAAUGAGACUGUUUAAGAACAUACCUCACAUGUCCUUUGAUAAUGUUGCCAGAGAACCGGAUCAGAUGUUCAGCCUGAAUCGUGAUGUUACAGGAGAACUGGAAUAUCCAACGAAAAUUGCUCGCUUCUCAAACGUGCAUCAUCUCUCUAUCCAUUUCUCCAAGAACUUUGGUGCUGAGACAACAAAGAUCUUUUAUAUAGGCCUGAGGGGAGAAUGGACAGAACCUCAUCGACAUGAAGUGACUAUCUGCAACUAUGAAGCGGCAGCAAAUCCAGCUGACCACAAAAUUGAUCAGAUCAGACCACAGACACACUUCAUUUCCUAACUGCAGCGCUCAAGCUGCAACAGGCCAUUGGGCAGACUUAGGAGCAUGUGAAAUACUUGAGGCUCUGCCAAGCACUGUAGCUUUAAUUCUUUUGUUGGGGGUGCUUUUUCUGGGAAAGCAGGGCACCCAAUACUGGGCAGAUAGGUAAAAAUCAAACUAUUGCUAAGGACAAUCAUGGCUUGAGAACAUAAAAGUAUCAAAGUAGUAAGUCUUGAGAAUAUUGGCCUCUGCCUACCUGCCCAGUCGUUAUCUUAACUAUCUAAUAAUCUGGUUGGAGCAGAAAUAUACUGAGCCAGUGAACUCCGUUUCUAUUCCCGCUGCUGACAUACAUGAGAUGAGGGGUUGUUGGCCGACUUGAUGUGGGGCUGUUGCUUUUGAAUGGAACUUACACAGGUUGAUAAAGUAUUGGUGUUCUGUGUGAGCUUUUGGCUGAUUCCCAAGCAUGUUAAAAGUGACUUAUACAGGGCAGUAAUGAUUUGGCUGUGCACCAAAGCACUGCAUGUCUUUCCAUGAGCAUCAUUAAGUAGGUUUCUUGCUGACAUCUAACAGCUUCCUCUGUGUGUCUAAACAUGGGAGAACAAAAAACCUAGGUGUUUGUUUCUUCUUGGGACACCUUUCUGGCUGAUGUGGCUUAAUAUUUUCUAAUAAAUGUGGCAAAGACUA